Messenger RNA from Dalotia coriaria, 2587 nucleotides. RefSeq names its product ionotropic receptor 75a-like. Gene Ontology annotation, molecular function: ligand-gated monoatomic ion channel activity. Gene Ontology annotation, cellular component: membrane. Bases 92 to 2587 code for a protein of 831 amino acids. NCBI's taxonomy places the organism in Eukaryota, Metazoa, Arthropoda, Insecta, Coleoptera, Staphylinidae. The record is from RefSeq and is a predicted model, not a curated record. The transcript has 9 exons.
UAAACCUCAUGAAGGCGAUCUUGUCGAAUAUCUACAAUUUAACGAUGACGAUCGUGAAGUAAACAGUUUCAAUCGUUUCCACGCUGUGUUAAUGUAUCAUACGCGAGAUUAUUACGAUUAUCAGUUAAAUAUGUCCGUAACAACCUCCUGGGGUUAUAAACAACCCAAUGGAUUAUUUGAUGGAAUGGUUCGUGCUAUUGAAUUACGCCAAAUUGAUUUUGGAACAUCGCCAUUAUUCGUCAAAGACGAAAGAUGGCCUGUUGUUGAUUAUGGUCGUCGAACAUGGAAAUUAAAAUCCGCAUUUCUAUUUCGUACUCCGAAACGUCCAGCAUCUUUUGAAGUGUUUUUACGUCCAUUGGACGAACGUGUGUGGACUUUAACAGUAGUCGCCUGCAUUGUCAUCAUUCUACUACUAAAACUAAGUUUAAAAAUUGAAUACUCUAAAUUUGAUCACGUCGAGGAUACAUUUGAACCAUCAUGGAGUCAUAUUGCUCUUUUUACAUUGGGAGCAUUAUGUCAACAGGGAUGUGCAUUCAGUCCGAAUGGAAUCAGCAGUCGUAUUUCAUUCAUCUUUAUUUUUAUCUUCACAGUAUUACUAUAUCAGUAUUAUUCUGCUAGUAUAGUCUCGAUCUUAAUCAUGACUCCAGCGAGAUUUAUUAAAACUCUUCGAGAUUUGGCUUAUAGUACUUUGAUACUUGGAUGUGAAGAUGUUUUAUACAAUCGUGAUUAUAUCAAUAAAUUGGUAAAUGAUACAGUCGUUAAUCGAUUGUCAAAGAAAAGUCCCUAUGGCACCGACGCAAGUUUUUAUGUUGAACCGGAAGUUGGCCUUCCAAAAGUGGCAGCUGGUGGAUACGCUUAUCAUGUUGAGCUGGCCACAGCAUAUCCGAUUAUAUCAAAAACAUUUGAUGAGGAUGCAAUUUGUAGUUUGGAUGAAAUUCAAUUGUUUCAACUGCAGCAAAUGCAUCAGCCACUACAGAAAGGUUCAGAGUUUCGUGAGAUGUUAGAUUAUGUGUAUUUAAGUAAUGUACAAUCGUUCAAAGGAAUCCAUUACUUCUUAAUCUUCAUGAAAGACGUCAGCCUCAUAGAACCAGUAUUCAAAAAUGUGAUUUUAACAGUUAACAGCAACUUAAAAAUACUCAUGGAAGACUACACAGUUUACGAUGUUUACAAUCCAUCAACGUUACAUGGCGCACAAUUGACUUAUUCACCUUUCAAACACUGGAAACCCGAAAGGCGUAUUUUUGUAAAAGAUACGAAACAUGAGCAUAUGUACUGGGUACGCCGGAAUAUGUCUGGGAUAUUAUUUAAAGCAAUGGUCGUGUUACCACAACCAUAUCCUGGAGCACUUGAAACAUACCUCAAUGACGAUAGGCAUCGUGAAGACUAUUACUAUUAUGACCUGAAUAUAACAAGGACAAAAUCUUGGGGUUACUUAUACAACGGUACCUUUGAUGGUUUGGUACGCGCAUUGGAAAUUCGUCAAGUUGAUUUCGGUGCAUCGCCAUUGUUUGUUAAGAAUGAAAGAUGGCCAGCAGUUGAUUACGGACGUCGCACAUGGACUUUAAAAUCAGCGUUUUUAUUUCGGGCACCAAAACGUCCCGCAACUUUUGAGGUGUUUCUACGCCCUUUACACAAGAGAGUUUGGUAUCUUACUGCUAUAGCAAGCGUAAUCAUUGUUAUUUUCCUAAAAAUUAGCUUAAAAGCAGAAAUUGCUAAGUUUAAACAUGAAGAGGGAACUUUUGAACCAUCAUGGAGUCAUAUUGCUCUCUUUACUCUCGGUGCCAUAUGUCAACAAGGAUGUGCCACCAGUCCGAAUGGAAUUAGCAGUCGGAUUUCUUUCAUUUUUAUUUUUAUCUUCACAGUGUUACUGUAUCAGUAUUAUUCUGCUAGUAUAGUCUCGAUAUUAAUCAUGGCUCCAGCGAGAUUCAUUAAAACUCUGCAAGAUUUAGCAGCAAGUUCAAUGGUUCUUGCAAGUGAAGAUGUUUUGUACCAUCGAGAUUACUUUAAUAAACUAGAAAAUGAUUCAAUUGUUGGUCGUCUACACAAGAAGAAUCCUUCUGGUGGCUAUGCACAAUUCUACGUUGAACCGGAAAUUGCGCUACCAAAAGUAGCAGCUGGUGGAUUCGCAUAUCAUGUUGAGCUUGCCACAGCCUAUCCAAUUAUGUCUAAGAUUUUUGACGAGGAUACUCUUUGUAAUCUGGAUCAAAUUGAAUUGUAUCAUUUACAACAAAUGCAUCAACCAUUACAGAAAGGUUCAGAAUUUCGUGAAAUGCUUGAUUAUAUUUUACACAAAAUGGAUGAGUAUGGCGUUCUGCAUCGACAAUUGAAGCAUUGGCACACAAAAAGGCCACAGUGUAUUCGUUCACGUCCCGCUACCAUGUCAGUAACCAUUGACGAAUUCUACCCUGCACUGAGUUUGCUUUUCGGGGGAAUAGUAUUCAGUCUAAUAGUUUUAAUCUUAGAGAAUGUAGUACAUCUGCGCCAGAUUAAAGUGGAGGAAGAAAAAAUGAGAAAAAUGCUUCGGACUAACAAAAAAUAUGGAAUGAUUAAACGCGUCACGCCACUGAUCAAAAAUGGCGACUCUUAA